GCAUUUUGCUAUUUCCGAGUAUCUGCUCAGAUCGUUUGGUAGUGAAAGUACAGUCGAAAUUGCACCGAGCAACAUGUCGGAGUUGGAACAAUUGGAAGAAGCCUACUCACAGCUGGUUGAGUUUGUGAAGGAACUAGAAAAUGAUCCUGAUGAUGAUGCACCUGCGGCAACCGAACCAUCCAACGACGAGCCGAUCCCUUCCAAGGCCGUAGAAGUGGUAAUGCAGGCAACUAACAAGGUCGUGAAGUCUUUGUGUAUGUUUCACGAGUUUGAAAUGGUGCUUCAAGAUAAAAUAGCUUCUUUGCAUAUCAUCUCGAACGAGCUGAUGCUUACCGGGUUGCAUCUGCAGGAGCUGAACAAUGAGAUAGCGGAAACACGCAAAAAGGCCAACAAAGACAACUACGACAAAUUGUUCGAGAGCUGCGAACCGUUCGUAGCUUCGAUAGAGGAGCUUGAAACCGUUGCUGAAUAAAGAUGAAUUUAGUGUUGUA
Messenger RNA from Anopheles coluzzii, 491 nucleotides. RefSeq lists its product as uncharacterized. The record is from RefSeq and is a predicted model, not a curated record. NCBI's taxonomy places the organism in Eukaryota, Metazoa, Arthropoda, Insecta, Diptera, Culicidae. The coding region runs from base 74 to 472 and encodes 132 amino acids. The transcript has 2 exons.